CGAGGAGGGGAGGAGAGAGAGAGAGGGAAGGAAGGUGAGCAGCAGCGGCUACGGCCAAAACCCUACGCGGCCCCUCCUCCCCACUUCCCCUCUCUCUCUCUCCCACCACCGCCUCCCUUGCCAUUUUUGGUGAGUCCCCCUUUCCCUUCCCCAGAUCCCCCUCCGUUUUCUACUUUUGCUUCCACCGGCCGCCGCCCCAAUUCGGAUAACAAAGCUCUCCUCCUCCCGGCCGCAGGAGCUAGACGCCGGCAGCCGAUCCGGGAGAGGGCCGACGACCUGGGGUUGUGGCUGCAAUUCGAUUGGAGCGAAGCCGGUUCUCUCGCCGCCGGUCCAGGAUGGUGCGGGGGAAGACGCAGAUGAAACGGAUAGAGAACGCGACCAGCCGCCAGGUCACCUUCUCCAAGCGUCGCAACGGCCUACUCAAGAAGGCUUUCGAGCUCUCAGUCCUCUGCGACGCCGAGGUCGCCCUCGUCGUCAUCUCCCCCCGCGGCAAGCUCUACGAAUUCGCCAGUGCCAGUGUGCAGAAAACAAUUGAACGCUACAGAACAUACACAAAGGAUAAUGCCAGCAGCAAGACAGCACAGCAAGAUAUUGAGCAAGUAAAAGCUGAUGCUGAGGGCCUGGCAAAGAAGCUUGAAGCACUUGAAGCUUACAAAAGAAAACUUUUGGGUGAGAAGUUGGAAGAAUGCUCAAUUGAAGAACUGCACAGUUUGGAAGUCAAACUUGAAAAGAGCCUGCAUUGCAUCAGGGGAAGAAAGACUCAGCUGCUGGAAGAGCAGGUCAAUAAGCUGAAGGAGAUGGAGAUGACACUGCGCAAGAACAAUGAAGAGUUACGUGAAAAGUGCAAGAACCAGCCGCCUCUGCCGUUGACUCCAGCGCGCCCUGUCAUCACCGUGGAAGACGAUCGCCCGGAGCAGAACGACGACGACCGCAUGGACGUGGAGACGGAGCUGUACUUAGGGCUGCCUGGCAGGGAUCCCCGCCGAAACAAGGUUGCAGAAGUCAGGUCAGGAUAGCUGUGGACAAGCAACGAAAGCAAGCCGAGAAUAAUCUAGAUCUCUGGUGCGGAGAUGCAGCAAGCCAAGCAACGGUAAAACCGUCAGUGGUGUUGUGUUUACAAACCUGUGUUAGUUGUCCAAUGAUGCAGACCCAACCAAACAUCCGUGUAUGUACUACCCUGUCUGUAGAUGUGGUUCCGUGGAUCCGAAUCUGAAGUAUUACUACUCUCCUGCUCCCAUUCGCGCAA
Molecule: messenger RNA, 1246 nt
Organism: Panicum virgatum (switchgrass)
Lineage: Eukaryota; Viridiplantae; Streptophyta; Magnoliopsida; Poales; Poaceae
Product: MADS-box transcription factor 50-like
Exons: 7
Coding region: 336-1016 (226 amino acids)
Biological process (GO): positive regulation of transcription by RNA polymerase II
Cellular component (GO): nucleus
Molecular function (GO): DNA-binding transcription factor activity, RNA polymerase II-specific; protein dimerization activity; RNA polymerase II cis-regulatory region sequence-specific DNA binding
Source: RefSeq, a predicted model, not a curated record